UGCUCACCACCAAUAAAGCGCUUUUUGUCCAGGCAGUCAGCACGAGCAUUCCUUGACGUGGAGGUCGGUGUAUCUCUCCAAGGAUUUGAUGAAGACCGUUCUUUCAAAGUUGAAUACGUUCACAGAAACUUUUUGUAAAGGCGCGUGCACACGGGAAAAACAAGAUUGUAUCGGUGAACUGCUCCGCUUGGAUAAAGGCACAAGCGCGGCUGCCCUCACAACUUUACUUCUUCGAAGUUCAGGGAAAAGAAGACCUUUAACCAAGAAAAGUGGAGCGAGAAUAGAGGAGGAAGUUUCUUCACUGGGCUGAGCAUGGAGAGACAAAGAGUCUCCACCAUGAAGGUCUUUCUCACUCCGCUGAUGCCCUUUCUACUCUUCUUCAUCCUUCCCGAUGGCACCUUGUCCAGCGAGUGCCCAGAGGACUGCGCCUGUUCCACGCCAGAAUCCAUCUUAUGUUUCCUGAGACGCUCCUCUACUAUCCCCAAGGGAGUGCCCCCAUCCACAAAAAGUCUCUACCUCUUUGCCAAUGGCAUUGAGAGCUUGACAACUGAGGACUUUGAUGGUCUGGAGAACCUGGAGAUGCUGGACCUCAGUCAAAACAAAUUGACAGAACUUACUGAUAGGGUGUUUGAACCUUUGAUCUCUUUGAGAAAUCUGGACUUGUCAUCCAACCAGAUCACCCACAUUUCAGAGGAAUGCUUCCAGGGUAUGGCACCGCUUGAGCGCCUUUAUUUGUAUAGUAAUCAUAUCGAGACCAUCCACCCUGCAGCCUUUAAUGGUUUAGAGCACUUGCUGGAACUCAAACUGCAGGGCAACCAGUUGACAUCCCUGCCUGCUCUCUCAAUGCCCCGACUACUGCUGCUGGACCUUCGCUUUAAUGUCUUACCCACCUUGGGUCCUUCAGACCUCCAGACCCCAAACCUGGAGUCGCUCAAAUUGGGUGGUGUGGGGCUCUCCAAUCUGAAUAAGGAGCUUAUGGGUAGUCUAAAGAACCUCCAUGAACUGGACAUCUCAGGAAACCAACUCGAGUCCUUCCCCUCAGCGCUAAUGGAGACCCAGGGGCUGAUUCAUCUCAGCCUGGCUGGAAACCCCAUGGGUCCUCUUAAGGUUCAGGACCUGCAGAACCUUGGAGAGCUGCAGGAGUUGGACAUUAGUAGCCUCAGUUUGCAGAGCCUCCCUGAAGAGUUUUCCCAGCUCUUACCCCACCUCAGAAAGCUCACAGUAGCAGAGAACCCAUUCAACUGUCUCUGUACAUUAGCAUGGUUCCCAAGAUGGCUGAGAGCCAAGAGCAUCACCCUGGAGAGAACAGAGGAGACCCGCUGCCAUUUCCCACCUAUCAAUGCUGGAAAGGUAAUGGAAAGACUGGAGCACAGGGAUUUUGGCUGUCCUACUACAACUACAGUCACCACUAGUACUGUCAAAACUACUACUACCCUGCCUGUUCCUGUCACCACCCUCCCGAGUACUACUAGAGCUAUUCCAGUCCCCAGGGCCAGUGACGACCCCACUAACAAAGAGAAUACAUUUCCCUUACCCCCUGUCCCCGCAUCCCCCAGUAGCAGCAGCAUCGACCCAGAUGGCGAGCAGCAUUUCUGUCCCCCUCACACCUGUGUGAAUGGGGGUACUUGUCGAUUGGACCAGCAUGGUCAGGUAGAAUGUAUCUGUCCACAUGGCACCUCUGGCAUGUAUUGUGAAGUCCAAAACCAUCACCCACCUUCACCACCUGAAGCUGACAUCCCCAUGGCAACGGUCAGUGUAGAUGCACCAGACAUCAGCUCACAUCAAGCAACCACAACCUCAGUCCUGCUGGACCUCCACCGCUACAUUGAAAUGCGGCCUUACAUCCGUGGAAUCCGCCUGACCUACCGCAAUCUCUCUGGGCCAGACCGCAGGCCGAUUCAACUCAGCCUGCCAGCAUCCUUCCCAGAGUACAGACUCAGAGGUCUGAAGCCCAACUCCACCUACACUGUGUGUGCCAGUCCACUAGGUGCACCUAGUGGCACAGACAGGGUCUGUACUGAGGCCCAUACGGCUGCUGAAAGUGUCAGGGGCCAUGAUGCACAAUUUGACGACCAGAGGCUGACCACGAUGCUGGUGCCUGCAAUUGCCAUUUUGCUACUGCUGGUACUGAUAGCAAUAGCAGUGGGAGUGGUAUGCUAUCUUCGCAGGAAGAGGGCCAACGGCCACCUGGACCUAGACUGUGAGCCCUCCCAGCUAGAGUUGGAUGGAGUGAAGGCUGAUAUGGACAAUGGGGCACUGCCUCAAAAACAGCCACAACUUAUGGUCCCUGAACCUGUUGUUCAGAAUGGCAAUCUGGAAUAUGAGGUGUUGCUACUACAGGAUCACUGUACAUCAAAUAACAAUAUGACUUCACACAAGCCUUCCUACUUUUGACACCUUUGACCCAAAUGAGGAUUUUAACUAUAUACAUAUAUACAGUGUUUUCCCCACUGUUGAAAGAGCAGCAGAACAGCAAAUGCUUUUGUGAAAGUGGAGGACACAGUAUCAACCAGUCAACAAGCGAAGGAGAAACUGGACAUAUAUUUAACUAAAGGCCCAUUGGUUGUCUAAGUAGACAUUAAACAAGUUCAAAAACAUUUGUCUGGACUUUAAAAAACAUUGAAAGUGCCUCUACUCCAUUUACAUGCUUUAUUCUGCUUCAAUAAUAUUUCUUCAUUCACAUUGCUGGAAUGGCAACGUCUCAGCUCACAUGAGUCAAUGCUGGGACUGAUGGUGUGUUGUCAUUGGCUGAAACCUAGGGCUAAGGGACAUACGGACCUCAAGCCCUCCUUUAUCUGUUCAUAAAGGAGAGUGCACUGAAAUGGGGUUGUGCUGCCCUUUCCCCAUCACAACAGCCCAACUAAACACUAUCAGCAAUUGUUUUUGCUGCAUGUUGUAACUCCUCAGUACUACCCCAAAAGGGAUCAGUGCUUUCUGUGAAUGACCUUUAAGACACCAAAUGAAGUUGUGCAGAGAAAAAUGCUUCAUGCUUGUAUUGCUUUAUUUGGCUCUAAAACACUUUUUUUGUUUUGUAUGUAUGUUUUUUUUUUUAUACCCGUGUCUUUAUGUUAAUUUGUAUUGUGCAACAUUGUGACUGUUAACAGCCCUUUAUACCUUCCACCCCCACCUCUUGUGACUAACAGACAAAACAGCAGAUUAAAAUCUUUGAAGAUUAAAAUUCGUUUGGUACCAGCAAAGUCAAUCAAAGGGCUUUGCCCCCAGAAUGUCAGACAGUCUAAGUAGAUGUGAGUCUGGACAGGCUCAAGACUAAAUCCCCCUUCUCUUACUGAAGCCCUCAGCCUGCUUUGCCAUCACAAAGGAAGAAGGUAAGCAGGAUUGCAAAAAGGUACUGUACAGAGAGAAGCAGUUGACUAAACCACUUCUGUUUCAGUGCUGCACUGAGUUUCAACCAGUGUAGAGCUUGACUUAAUUACAGUAAGCACACACAUGACUAUACUAAAGCAAAAGAGAACUUCAGAGACAUUAUUUAUUAUUUAUAUUCCCUGGAAGGGAAACUCAAUUUUAUCCCUCAACUACAAUUCACAUACACCAUACUACUUGGCCAGGCCCACAACAAGCAAAGCAAAUAGUGGUUGUGUAUUGUGUUUCCCAUGAGUAAAAAUAGCCUGCUUGGCGUAAUGCUGUGCACAAUUUCUCUUUGGCAUGAAGGGUCCCAGUUUUGCUCACUUGCACCUAACCAGUAUGGUAAAGCCAGAUGCACAAGAGAAGCACACUCGAUAGUGUUUAUAUUGUUUUGUUGAGGACAACGUGAUGAGAUCCAAAUCUGUGAAUUUAGGGUAACGAAGGACUCAAAGUAGCCGUGUGUGUGUGUGUGUGUGUGUGUGUGUGUGUGUGUGUGUGUGUGUGUGUGUGUGUGUGUGUGUGUGUGUGUGUACUGUAGAUCUGUCAACUUCAGUUAUAAUGCAAGUAUGUGUUCUGUCUUGUGCAAAGACCUGCAGACAUCAAGCUACUAUCAGUAACUCCUUCUAUCUGCCUGCAUGGAGUACAUUAAGCCCCAAACAACACUACCUUUAGACAAACACACCAAAGACACAAAUGUGAAUGUCUGUAAUGUUACCUACCUACAGUAUUCCCAGCACACAAUUAACAGUUCCCUGCUGACAAGAUGCCUCGAGAACCCAAACAAACAAUCAAGCAAUUUAACUGGAAUUAUUGUCUGUAAAAUAGAAUACAUUGAAGAUAGCCAAAAGUAUUUUCGGUGUGAUUGUUAAUUUUUCCCUGUUUAUUUUGGGAAGCUCUUUGUUGUCAUUCAUUGAUUUUUUUUAAUUCUGUAAACAUUAUUUGUGAAAAAAAAGUGAUGUUAUCAUUAAAUGAAUAUCCAAAAAUGAAA
Molecule: messenger RNA, 4351 nt
Organism: Perca flavescens (yellow perch)
Lineage: Eukaryota; Metazoa; Chordata; Actinopteri; Perciformes; Percidae
Gene: vasnb
Product: vasorin b
Exons: 3
Coding region: 313-2394 (693 amino acids)
Cellular component (GO): plasma membrane
Molecular function (GO): protein binding
Source: RefSeq, a predicted model, not a curated record